UUUAAUUUUGCGGCUCAGCUCGCUCGUCACCUUUAUUUUGAUGGUGAUGUCGAUACUCGCCGUUCUCGUAUUCCUCAGUACAGCGUUCCAAAAGCGCAGUGUACCCGUCAGCAUCAUUGUGAGCUCAAGCACGAUAACGAAAUAUAGAAAUUCCAUCGGAAGAAUGGAUUUAGCAUCUAUGAAUUUUAGCAUCUAUGUUGAUCUGGGGCCAGUGUUUAACUGGAAUGUCAAGCAUCUUUACCUCUAUCUAUCAGCAGAAUAUACUACAGAGAUCAAUGCAUUGAAUCAAGUGAUUCUGUGGGAUAAAAUCAUUUCACGAGGAGAAAAUCCUAGAUUUGAUUUUCAUAAUAUCACAAACAAGUAUGUAUUCUUGGAUGACGGAUAUGGCCUGAGAGGAAAUAAGAACGUCUCCUUGUUUCUUUCAUGGCAUAUUAUUCCAAAUGCUGGAAUCCUGUUUCUGAUUCCUGCCUCCAGUAAAACUGUAAUUUCAUUACCUGAAAAGUACGAAGAAACCAAGAAUUAUUGAAGCAAAAGAAGGGAGUGGAUGGAAAGCUGAAC
Mobula hypostoma (lesser devil ray) is the source of this 558-nucleotide messenger RNA. Its product is annotated as signal peptidase complex subunit 3-like. The transcript is spliced from 5 exons. Gene Ontology annotation, cellular component: signal peptidase complex; membrane. The coding region runs from base 41 to 526 and encodes 161 amino acids. Gene Ontology annotation, biological process: protein targeting to ER. NCBI's taxonomy places the organism in Eukaryota, Metazoa, Chordata, Chondrichthyes, Myliobatiformes, Myliobatidae. The record is from RefSeq and is a predicted model, not a curated record.